Dalotia coriaria is the source of this 1447-nucleotide messenger RNA. Its product is annotated as putative transferase CAF17 homolog, mitochondrial. Gene Ontology annotation, cellular component: mitochondrial matrix. Gene Ontology annotation, biological process: iron-sulfur cluster assembly. NCBI's taxonomy places the organism in Eukaryota, Metazoa, Arthropoda, Insecta, Coleoptera, Staphylinidae. The record is from RefSeq and is a predicted model, not a curated record. Gene Ontology annotation, molecular function: protein binding. Bases 214 to 1299 code for a protein of 361 amino acids. The transcript has 2 exons.
GCUAUGUAUGAACAUCAUGUAUCUCCUUGAUACCACAGUACAAUAAUAUGAAUAACAUUGAUUAUAGGUUGAAGUUAUGAAGAAAUGAAUGUCAGUUAGUAAAUCAUUAGAUUAUCUCAAUGUUCAAAUAUUUUAAGGUUAUCAGAAACGUUCUGUAAAUUUUCUGUUUCAAUCAACAACAACAACAAGACAGUUCUUAUCCGGCCACUCACAAUGCAUUUGUCUCGCAUCACACAGUGCUCAAUUCGUUUAAAACCGAAACCUUUCUACAAAUUUUACUCCUCUACAACAACAGAGUCUCCCCUAGUGCAUGAUCAGCCAAAGAACAAUCUAGAACAUUUACAAAACCGUUCGCUGAUUAAAUUAGAUGGCCCUGAUGCAUCUGGAUUAUUACAAGGGUUGAUAACAAAUGAUAUCUACCACUUGCCCCAAGAAACUGGCAAACUUAGCAGUAUCUAUGCCAUGUUUCUCAAUUCAAAAGGAAGAAUCAUAUGUGAUUCCUUAAUAUACUCAAUAGGUGAUAAAGACUCAUAUAUUGUGGAAGCAGAUUCACAAAUAAUUGACAAACUAAUGAAACAUUUAAAGAUGUACAAACUUAAAAAGAAGGUUGAUAUUGAUUUAUUAGAUUCAUACAAAGUUUUUGCACUGUAUGACCCCAAAGAUGACAAAGGACCAGUACCAAAGCUUCUAGAAUGUUCUAGUGAAUCUUCAAGUAGUGCAACUAAUGGCACAGUUUUAAAAGACAAAUACUUAUUUACUGAUCCAAGGGUGCCAGCACUUGGUUGUAGACUUCUCACAAAAAAUAUUGAAACUAUUCCUCCAGAAUUAUGUGUGAGUAAUGUGAAUCCAUCUGCUGGUGCGAAUUUUCGAUGGCUUCGAUACAAUCUAGGUGUUGGUGAAGGAAUAAUCGAUAUACCGCCACAAAUUUGCUUUCCUCUAGAACACAAUUGUGAUUAUAUGAAUGGCUUGAAUUUACACAAAGGAUGUUAUUUGGGUCAAGAACUAACUGCAAGAACAUAUCACACCGGCAAAAUUCGAAAAAGACUAAUGCCUUUGUUUUUAAAGAAAGAAUUAAACCAACCACCAUCGGAUUUAAGUUUGUUUGAUGAUAAAAAACAAAGUUUAGGAAAAUUACGAGGUGUGCAGUUUGAUGCAGCCUUGGCAUUACUCCGAAUGCAUCUGGUUGUCGAUAUUGAGAUAUCUGUGGGCGAGACUCAUGCAACUACAAAAAUUCCGCAUUGGUGGCCUGGAUUCAAGACUGCUAAGCUGAAAGAUGAAAUUGCUGAUAAAUCAUGUUGAAAUCAACAUUAUAAUAGAAUAUUGUUUCUCUCACAGGGGAUGAUUUCACUAGAGAAUGAUCAAACUCCCCAAAAGGAAGAAACAGAUAAAAUAGUAGAGAACGCGACUGAACCUGAAGAAAAUACUGAAGUGAUUGAAGAAAAGAAAU